AUGGAUAUCUCUCAUUUGAUGAUACAUUCCCAACAAAUUGAAGAGGAAAAUCUAGAGGAGAAGUCUGGGCAGUCAAAGAGGGCAAGGACCAGUGAUGGUGAUUUUCUCAUUCUAGGGGUGUCUAACCAUAAUACUCAUGGAGGUACUGGUAAUGGAUCUUCUAACCCUGCUUGCCAAAGGAAUUGUAAGAAGGCUCAACCUAGUGGUUCUGGUUCGGGUGCUCCUCGACAGAAUAAAUUUUAUGCACUUCAGACUCGACAAGAUCAUGAGGGUUCUCAGAAUGUGGUGACCAGUAUGUUGAAAGUCUUUCAUUUUGAUGUCUAUGAUUUGCUUGAUCUGGGUGCUACAUUUCCAUUUGUUACUCCUUAUGUGGCCAUGAGAUUUGAUGUUGGUCAUGUAAUCCUUUCUAAUCCCUUUUAUGUUCCUACUCCUAUUGAUGAUUCUAUUAUUGCUUAG
This is a messenger RNA of Solanum stenotomum, 456 nucleotides long. RefSeq lists its product as uncharacterized. The transcript has 3 exons. The record is from RefSeq and is a predicted model, not a curated record. Lineage: Eukaryota; Viridiplantae; Streptophyta; Magnoliopsida; Solanales; Solanaceae. Bases 1 to 456 code for a protein of 151 amino acids.